Messenger RNA from Penicillium verhagenii, 1713 nucleotides. RefSeq lists its product as uncharacterized. Lineage: Eukaryota; Fungi; Ascomycota; Eurotiomycetes; Eurotiales; Aspergillaceae. The transcript has a single exon. The record is from RefSeq and is a predicted model, not a curated record. The coding region runs from base 1 to 1713 and encodes 570 amino acids.
AUGCGCUACGCCUACGUCUCACUGGCGGCUUUUGUCCUUAGCGCCACCGCUGCGCCCUCUUACCCCCGCCCUGAGACCGCUGCCGCCGAGCCGGCCGGUGACCCAUUCAACACAUUCCCUUUUAUGGCGGGACUUUCUGCCGUAGACGACGACGACGAUGACGAUAGCAUGGGUGGUGGUGUUCCUGCAGCUUACGAGGCCGUGAUGGAUGCCGAGUCAGCAAAGGGCUAUCAAGGCCAGAAGGCUACACCAGCCAAGCAGCCCACUCACGCACCGGUACAGUCUGUUGCCCACAAGGCGCUCCUCAGACCUGAAACCCACUACCAUGUACCAGCCCUGCAUAAGCCUGCUGCCCCAGCGGCUCAGGUGGCUGAAAUGCCCGACGUUCCUGAGACUCACGCGGCUCCAGUAGCUCAAAAUGCUCCAGUGGAUAUGUCAAUUCCCUUUAACCAGCCGGCACCCACCGAAGAGCCCAAGCCUGUUGAGGACCCCAAGCCUGUUGAAGCCCCCAAGCCCACUGAGACACCGAAGCCUGUGGAGAAGGUUAAGCCCGUUGUCAAGCCUACAGAAACACCCAAGCCCACCGAGACACCAAAGCCUGUGGAGAAGCUUAAGCCUGUUACUACCCCCAAGCCUGCUGAGGAGCCUAAGCCUACCGAAAAGCCCCAGCCUGUUGAGACACCAAAGCCCGUUGAGGAGAUUCAGCCUGUUGAGACUCCCAAGUCUACUGAGAAGCCCAAGCCUACUGAGGAGCCAAAGCCUGUCGCAUCUCCCAAGCCCACAGAAAAAGCCAAGCCCAUUGAGACACCAAAGCCUGUCGAGGAGGUUAAGCCAGUUGAGACUCCCAAGCCUACCGAGGAGCCCAAGCCUGUCACAACCCCCAAGCCCACAGAAAAGGCCAAGCCCACAGAGACGCCAAAGCCCGUCGAGGCUCCAAAGCCUACUUCUACAAAGGCCAAGCUCAUUGAAGUCCCCAAGCCUACCGAGAAGGCCAAGCUAUCUGAGACACCGAGCCCUGCAGUCAAGCCAUCGACCUCUGCAACCCCCACGCCAUCUGUUAAGCCACUCCCCACUGUCGAGGAUCUAUCUAUGCCAGAUCUGGCCAUUCCAGAAUUCGACGCAAUGCCUUCCGAGCCUUCAUCCGAACAGUCCAAGGCCACUCCUACUUCAAAGAACGUCCCAGCCCCAACUGAUAACUCUGAUGAUGGCCAAUCCGAGUUCCUGCCCCUUGAGAAUGUGGUUCCUCCGAUGCCACAGCCAGUUGCUCCUUCUCCUACUUCCCACGGUGCUUUCGUGAGACCUACGCCUUUGCACAACAAGCUCGCUAUGCAGACCCCGAAGCCGCUGUCGACCCCCUCCAGCUCCAGCGCCAAGCCCACGCCAACUCACAGUGAAUCUGCUUCGCAAACCCCCAAGGCUGUGUCCCCCAGCUCUUUCAGCUCGAUUGCUAAGCCUUCUUCUAAGGGCCUUGGCGCCUUGGCUAAGCAGGCUGCCGUUGUGUCUACUCCCCUUAUCCCCAGCCACCGUCAUCAUGCCACUGCUUCUAGCUCGGCUACUCCCUCUGGCUCUGCUACGCCUAGCUCUACCCCUUCGGCAAAGCCUGCUACUAAGGCUAAGGCUAAGGCCCUUGGUCCCCUCACUGGCAUGUUGAGCAAGGUGCCCCUUCUUGGUGGUCUUACUGGCGGCCUCGGUGGUCUUGGUCUCCGUCGUUAA